AAUUGUCGUCACGCAGUGUAUUCCGCCCGCAUCGGAGUCCACGCCGUCCUCCGACGGUUAAAAAAACGCGCCCGGAGUCUGGAAUCCGUCGCGAGGCGACUUAAAUACUUAAGUUGGUCGUGCCCUUGCCCUUGCCCUUGGACCCGAUCUCGGACUUGGCCUGAAGUCUAAGGAGAGGAUCAGGCUGGUCCUGAAACCCCUUUAUUAUUUUUUUUUAUUUUAAUCCGUAAUUAUUUAAUUGCCACGGCGUGACUCCAGUAUCAUAACCAGCCACGCGACUCACCACGCGCUAAAAUGUCCAACGAAGAAACUUCCGCUGAUAGGAAUGUCGAGAUCUGGAAGAUCAAGAAACUCAUCAAGAGUCUCGAGAUGGCCAGAGGGAAUGGUACGAGCAUGAUAUCGCUGAUAAUUCCGCCGAAGGAUCAAAUCUCGCGGGUCAGUAAAAUGUUGGCCGAUGAAUUUGGUACCGCGUCUAAUAUUAAGUCACGUGUAAAUAGGUUAUCAGUACUUGGUGCAAUAACAUCUGUACAACAUCGACUUAAAUUAUAUACCAAAGUACCUCCCAAUGGCCUGGUUAUAUAUUGCGGGACUAUCGUCACCGAAGAAGGAAAAGAAAAGAAGGUCAACAUUGACUUUGAACCUUUCAAACCUAUAAAUACUUCCUUAUAUUUAUGUGACAACAAGUUCCACACAGAAGCAUUGACGGCGUUGCUGGCAGACGAUAAUAAGUUUGGUUUCAUUGUAAUGGAUGGUAAUGGUGCUCUGUUUGGAACACUACAAGGAAACACGCGCGAAGUCCUUCAUAAAUUUACUGUCGACUUACCAAAAAAACACGGUAGAGGAGGUCAAUCUGCGUUACGUUUUGCCCGAUUGCGUAUGGAGAAACGGCACAAUUACGUGCGAAAAGUUGCUGAAGUUGCGACGCAAUUGUACAUUACUAAUGACAAACCCAACAUUGCUGGACUUAUCCUAGCUGGUAGCGCUGACUUCAAAACAGAGCUCAGUCAGUCUGAUAUGUUUGAUCCCAGAUUGCAAGCUAAAGUAAUAAAACUGGUGGACGUUUCUUACGGAGGUGAGAACGGUUUCAACCAAGCAAUUGAACUGGCAGCAGAGUCACUUCAGAACGUAAAGUUCAUCCAGGAGAAAAAGUUAAUCGGCCGUUACUUUGAUGAAAUAUCACAAGACACUGGUAAAUAUUGCUUCGGAGUCGAGGAUACGCUUCGCGCUCUAGAGCUCGGCAGUGUCGAGACUCUGAUCUGCUGGGAGAAUCUUGACAUCCAGCGGUACGUUUUGAAGAACCACACGAAUGGCGAGGAAAAGGUGCUACAUCUUACUCCAGAACAGGAAAAAGACAAAACUCACUUUACUGACAAAGAAAGUGGGGUAGAGUUAGAAUUAGUUGAGUGUCAACCGCUGCUUGAAUGGCUAGCGAAUAAUUACAAAAGUUUUGGUGCCACCUUAGAAAUAAUUACCGACAAAUCCCAAGAAGGCUCGCAGUUCGUCAGAGGUUUCGGUGGAAUCGGAGGUAUUUUGCGAUACAAAGUCGAUUUUCAAAGUAUGCAGCUUGAAGAAAUUGAGUUCGAUAAUUUUGAUUUGGAUGAUUACUAAGCAAAUAAAUAAAUCGAAAUACAAAAACUUUUAUCAUCUACAAAAUAAAUUUUGAUCGUUAUGGUACCAGGAAAAAAAAGGAACGGAAGUUACUGAAAUAAUUUUAAAAAAAUGUAAAGAAAAUUUUAGUACUACAAAUUAACAUAAAAUAAAAUAAUAAUUAAUAAAUAAAUGAAUAAAUAAAAAACAACGAUGAGCGUAAAGAGUUAAGUAUUUUUUGGUAAUCAAAAAACUUUUUGCGCUAAAAAUAUUGUCGUUGUUUAAAUUUAUUAUUAUUAUUUACCAAGUUGAGAGUUUACGUUACGAUUUCACAAUAUUUUCAAUUAAUAAAUUACAAAUAUUACACAAUUAAAAUAAGAAUAAUAAUAAAAUAAAAAAUCGCAAAACUUGUUGAAGUUAAAAUUUUUUUUGCCCGGUGUUAAUUAAAAUUAAAUUUAUUGGAAGCGAAUAAAUGAUAAUAAUAUUUAAUUAAUUAAAAGUAAUUACAGUAACUGUAACAAUUAACAUAUGAUUAUGGAUCAGCGAUGUUUUUUGCGAAGUUAUAUAAAGAAAUUGAGUUUAGUAUGCACGUGAAUGUUGGGAAAGUGAAAAUAAAAAUCUAAAAAACAAAAAUAGUUUGAGCCGACGGAUUAAAUUCAAAGUUUUAUUAAUAAAUAAUUAAUUAUUUACAUGAAUAAUUAAUUUUAAAAUACGAAUGACAACUCGAAGACUGUAAAACUUAUGCCAGCUUGAAAACCUGCCUACUACUUGAUAAAAAAAAAAACUAAAUAAAAUCUUGCGAAUUUAAUCAGAGAAUGGAAAUAAAAUAAACAGAUAAAAUAUUGUAAGCGUGAUAAUAAUGUAUGAGUGUAUUGAGAUGUUAAGUAUGUAAUUGAGGUGUGGACUGAAAAAUAUUAAAAGCCCGUAUCUUCUCAGGACGCGCUCUAGGACCUUUUGAUAAUUGAGUCCGAGUCCCGGGAUACUAGUUGGUGUACAGAAAAUAUUUUGUACAGUACGAUGCGCACUAUUUAAUUGUUCUGUUAACACUAUUAAUAUUAUAAUUAUUAUUAUUAUUUUAAGUAUAAAUCAUUUUUUUUUUUUUUUAUGUUCCGAUAACUCAAUUUCUAACUUCUGUUUGAUUUAACGUCUAUGUUCAAUGUUUAUUAAUAAUAAAAUUAAAUUUAAAUAUUA
Messenger RNA from Microplitis demolitor, 2778 nucleotides. RefSeq names its product eukaryotic peptide chain release factor subunit 1 (gene eRF1). Gene Ontology annotation, molecular function: sequence-specific mRNA binding; translation release factor activity, codon specific. NCBI's taxonomy places the organism in Eukaryota, Metazoa, Arthropoda, Insecta, Hymenoptera, Braconidae. The transcript has 9 exons. Gene Ontology annotation, cellular component: cytosol; translation release factor complex. Gene Ontology annotation, biological process: cytoplasmic translational termination. The record is from RefSeq and is a predicted model, not a curated record. The coding region runs from base 295 to 1608 and encodes 437 amino acids.